GCCCCUGUGAAGUGUUUUAUAGAAGAGAAAGAUGUUACACAGCGUGUGGAUAAGUCUGCUGGCAAUUGUAGAGCUUGCUGUUAGCGGGAAAACAGAAAUUUACCGGUUUCGAGACCGAAGACUUUCUGGACUUCAGCCUGGAGUUUGUCGCUAUGGGUCCCGACUUGAAUGUUGCUAUGGUUGGAGAAAGAAUUACAGGGGCCACUGUGAAGCUGUGUGUGAACAUGGAUGUAAACAUGGUGAAUGUAUCGGGGCAAAUAAAUGCCAGUGUUACCCUGGAUUUACUGGUAAAACAUGCAACCAAGAUUUUAACGAAUGUGGACUGAAGCCAAGGCCCUGUGAGCACCGAUGUAUGAACACACAUGGGAGCUACAAGUGCUACUGUCUAAAUGGCUACAUGCUGAUGCCAGAUAGCACGUGUGCUAGUUCCAGGACAUGCGCCAUGGCAAAUUGUCAAUAUGGCUGUGAGAACGUAAAGGGAGAGAUACACUGCCUUUGUCCAUCCUCAGGACUGCAGCUCGGACCAGACGGGAGAACUUGUGUAGAUAUUGAUGAAUGUGCAUCUUCCAGACCUCUGUGCCCUCCUCUGAGGAAAUGUGUCAACACAUUUGGCAGUUAUUUCUGCAAAUGCCAAAAUGGCUAUGAGCUUAAAUACAUCGAUGGCAAAUACAAGUGUGUAGAUAUCGAUGAGUGUGCUGCCAGUACACACUCAUGUAGUCCACAUGCAAACUGCCACAACACUCAAGGCUCCUUUAAGUGUAAAUGUAAGCAGGGAUUCAGAGGCAGUGGCUUUCAGUGUUCCGUCAAACCUUUCCUGCAAGGAAACUUGGAAGGAGAACAGGGCAGCACUGACGAAAUCCUCAAUGCUGUUCCUGAAAUCCCCUACAAAGAAACACCUGUGAUUCUGGGAGGAAGCAGGAUUAAUGGAAGGAAGAGUGUAGUGAUAAAGAAUGCCAUCCCUCAGCCUGUAUCUACUCCUCCAUCUCUGGAUCGUCUCCAACCUUUUGACUAUGAGGAUGGUGUUUACAUUGGGAGCUAUGAUGAGAAAGAGCUUGAUGGGGUCUAUAAUGGCAAUGAAGAUAAAGUUGAGAAUUACAUUGACUCAGAGGAGCUAACUCCCAGAGGGGACGUGUUUGUUCCCAGGAGGAAUGAAGCCACAGUAUUCAGUCCAGUGCUGGGCAAGAAAGAAAUUUCAAUGCAAGAAUCAUUAAAUGAUGAUUUUUCAGUGGACUGCAAUUUUAAUCAAGGAGUUUGUGAAUGGAUACAGGACACAGAGGACGACUUUGACUGGAAAGUCACUGACCUGCCUAACGGCAACGGCUACUACAUGGCAGUCCCUGCAUUUGUCGGGCUUAAGAAUGAAGUUGGCCAUUUGAAGCUCCUUGUUGGUGAUCUGGUUCCGAAGAAGGAUUUCUGUUUGACCUUUAAGUAUCGGCUUGUGGGAGAGAGGAUUGGAAGUCUUCGGGUACGUUUCAAUAACAGGAAUCCUUCAUUCUGGGAGAGGACCAGAGACAAAAAGGAAGACUGGAAGGUUGGAAGCAUUACAAUAACUGCUAGAAACAGUUCUGAAACCCAGAAAAAUAUUAUCUUUGAAGCAAAGCGAGGAAAAGGCAGCACUGGUGAAAUAGGAUUGGACAGUGUUAUUCUAAUCUCUGGGCCUUGCAGAGAAGAUCUCAGAGAAUGACGACUGAGAGACAUAAAUUUCAAUUUCAGCUUCCUAAAUUCUUCA
Hypanus sabinus (Atlantic stingray) is the source of this 1729-nucleotide messenger RNA. It is a transcript of the gene egfl6, whose product is annotated as EGF-like-domain, multiple 6. The record is from RefSeq and is a predicted model, not a curated record. Gene Ontology annotation, molecular function: calcium ion binding. Gene Ontology annotation, cellular component: membrane. The transcript has 13 exons. Bases 32 to 1684 code for a protein of 550 amino acids. Lineage: Eukaryota; Metazoa; Chordata; Chondrichthyes; Myliobatiformes; Dasyatidae.